This is a messenger RNA of Williopsis jadinii, 3143 nucleotides long. It is a transcript of the gene NMA111, whose product is annotated as Nma111p. Gene Ontology annotation, molecular function: serine-type endopeptidase activity; protein binding. The transcript has a single exon. Gene Ontology annotation, biological process: proteolysis. The coding region runs from base 55 to 3054 and encodes 999 amino acids. The record is from RefSeq and is a predicted model, not a curated record. NCBI's taxonomy places the organism in Eukaryota, Fungi, Ascomycota, Saccharomycetes, Phaffomycetales, Wickerhamomycetaceae.
CAACGAGCCUGCUCAGCACGCAGAGGAGAAGACAGAAAAGGAUCCUGUGGGCAGAUGACGGUUAAGAGGACGACUGUGAGCUCUGAAAAGAAGAUCAAGGUCCAGAGGAUCAGCAGCGACCUCUCGAUGGGCGAGGAGAUCGCUCUGGACUCAUCUUCUGACAACAUGGCACUGGACGUUAGUGCGGAUGACGAUGACUUUAUAGACGAGGCUAUGAAUGGCCAUACGACCACAGCACGGUACCAGGCUCACGGCGAACAAGGACAGCAGUGGCAUCGCACGAUCGACAACGUGGUGAAGUGUGUUGUUGCGGUGCACUUUUCCCAGACCUCGAACUUUGACUGUGACCCGUCGGUGCUCAGCGAAGCCACAGGGUUUGUUGUUGACAGCGAAAGAGGUAUCAUCUUGACGAAUAGACACGUUGUGGGUACUGGUCCGUUUGUGGGAUCCGUCAUCUUCGAUAACCAUGAGGAAGUCGACGUGAUACCGAUAUACAGGGACCCUGUUCACGAUUUCGGCUUCUUGAAGUUUGACCCGAAAGAUAUCAAAUAUAUGGAUGUCAAGUCCUUGGAGCUGAGGCCUGAGUUGGCACAGGUUGGCUGUGAGAUUAGGGUUGUUGGUAAUGAUGCUGGUGAGAAGCUGUCAAUCUUGAGUGGAUUCAUAUCGAGAUUGGAUCGUGAUGCGCCUGCCUAUGGUGAUCUUACCUAUAAUGAUUUCAACACAGAGUAUAUCCAAGCAGCGGCAAGUGCUUCUGGUGGGUCCAGUGGGUCCCCAGUGGUUAAUAUAGAUGGCUAUGCGGUGGCUUUGCAAGCUGGAGGGUCUACAGAGGCGUCCACUGACUUCUUCUUGCCGUUAUGGAGAGUCGUCAGAGCUCUUAAAUGUAUCCAGGACGACAAGCCAGUCACACGAGGCACUAUUCAAGUCCAGUGGGUGUUGAAACCAUACGAUGAGUGUCGUCGUUUUGGAUUGACAGAUGAAGCAGAGAGGAAAGCGAGAGAGAAGUUCCCGAAGAGCAUUGGCCUGCUCUGUGCCGAAUUGGUGCUUCCUGGAGGCCCUGCACACGGACUAAUUGAAGAAGGUGACACCUUGAUCUCAAUCAACGGGCUGGACAUUUCCACUUUCAUUACCGUUGAUGACAUCUUGGACUCCUCCGUGGGCGAGGAGAUCGAAUUGUGCUUACAGAGAAGUGGCACUGAUGUUACAGUCAAAUGUAAAGUUGGCGACCUGCACGCAAUAACCCCAGAUAGAUACUUAGAAGUUGCGGGUGCUAGUUUCAACGACCUGAGUUAUCAAAUGGCGAGACUCUAUGCUAUUCCUGUCCAGGGUGUUUUUGUCAACAACGCUACAGGCUCUUUCUUCUUGAACAGAAAUGAGCCCGUGGGCUGGAUGCUUGACACGGUGAACGACAUCGAUAUCAAAGACCUGGAUCAGUUCAUAGACGUUAUGAAGCAGAUACCUGACAGAUCAAGAAUCCCAAUCACGUUCCGUCAUAUCUCAGAUCUGCACUCAAACUCCAUGGCAACAAUCUAUGUGGACCGUCAUUGGUGCUCGAGUUUCCGACUGGCUGUUAGAAAUGACAAGACGGGCCUUUGGGACUUCACAGAGUUAGGAGACCCUCUGCCACCUAUCCCUCCACAGCCAAAGAGUGUCAAAUUUGUCGACAUCCCAGUCGACCACCCCGGGUGUGCCAAGUUGAGUAGAUCGUUUAUGGUGGUGACAACAUAUAUCCAUAUCCCUGUGGACUCAUUCCCGUCAUCGAGAAAGAGAGGAUUUGGCGUGGUGAUUGAUUCUGAGAAGGGAUACCUUCUUGUUUCCAGGCUUCACGUACCACAUGACUGUCUCGAUAUACAAAUCACAGUGGCUGAAUCUUUGGUAAUUCCAGGCACUGUUGUCUUCCUACAUCCAACUCAAAACUACGCCAUUGUUAAGUACGAUCCUUCUUUGAUCAUUGGAGAUGUUAGAACCCCAAAGUUCAGCGAUGUUCCUCUGAAGAGGGGUGACAAGUGCACAUUCAUUGGCUUCAAUCAAAACUUCAGGGUUGUGUCUACAGAGACAAAGGUUUCUGAUAUUUCAUCUGUGAAUGUUCCUAGAAACACCUAUUCUCCUCGUUAUAGAGGUACGAAUAUGGAAACUGUGUCUUUGGCUACAAACUUGAGUGAUGAGUGUGGAUCUGGUGUCAUUGCCGAUGAAGAUGGUACCAUUAGGGCGUUUUGGCUAUCCUUCUUGGGUGAAUGCCGUGAAGGCCACGAUACGAUCUAUAAAAUGGGCAUUGAUGUCACAGAGGUUAAGCACAUUAUAGAAAAACUACAAACCACCUCUGAUAUUCCAGUCAUCAAGAUUGUCGACUCUGAGUUCUAUGCCAUUUCACUGGACCAAGCCAGAGUUUUAGGUGUAUCCGAUGAGUGGAUCAAGAAGGUUGAAGACUCUGGAAGAGAUCGCUUCCAAUUCAUGGCAGUCUCUAGAUCCGCAGUCCCUGAGGAUCAACACAAACCGGAAUUGGAACAUCUGGAUGUUGUCUUAUCUAUCGACGGCAAGCAAGUUUUCGAUCAAAAUGAUAUCAACAGAUGUUAUGACAAGGAUACUCUUACGUUCAAGAUUGUCAGAAGAAAGAGAGAGAUGGAUCUGGAGGUUUCAACAGCCGAGAUCAAGUCUACAGACCAUAUUGCCAUUUGGUCUGGUGUCGUUGUCCAAGCUCCACACCAUGCAGUUCGUCAGUCCAUGCUGAAUCUCCCAUCACAGGUCUAUGUUACAGCUAGACCUAAAGGUUCACCAGCAGCUGGUUAUGGUAUCAAUCCAACAAACUUCAUCACGCACGUCAACGGUGUGGCAACGCCAACUGUUGAUGACUUUGUGAGAGUUGUUAGAACCAUCGGCACCAACACUUACUGCAAGCUGAAACUGGUGUCAUUUGAUAACGUUCCAUUUGCCAUUUCCGUCAAGACCAACUACCACUACUACCCUACGGGCGAGCUUAAGAGAGAUCCAGCUACAAACAAGUGGCUCGAUAUCGAGUACGAUGAGAAGAACGCUGAAACCUCGUUGAAGAAGAUAUAAACUGGACAAAUCAUUGGUAUAUCAACACCUCUCCUUGGUGAAAUCUACAUCUGUAGUGGUGUAAUUAUGUAUAAUGAAAAGAACCGUGU